Messenger RNA from Parnassius apollo (apollo), 336 nucleotides. NCBI's taxonomy places the organism in Eukaryota, Metazoa, Arthropoda, Insecta, Lepidoptera, Papilionidae. The record is from the annotation of a GenBank genome assembly.
AUGGAACGAUACAGCCGUCGCUCAGCGGGUCUCGCGCGCCCGCUAUCCCGUAAUAACAACAGAAAAUUUUACGCUCCGGGACAAUGCGAUAUAAAAUUAUCUGUUAGAUCCAAUAAUCGCACGGAACGGCCGGGACUUAAUGCCGGCCAAUCAUUAGCUACGAGGGAUAACGGAGCCGACGGCCACUAUAGCCCAUUAACGUCGCAAGAGAAGUACGCUCGACGAUGCCCCGUGACCAAACGUCAAUGCAACCUCCGUAUGUUUGCAAUGCAUUCCGCGGACUUAUCCCCGGGCGGUGGUGAUCCAAUGACUGACAAAGAAAUGACUUCAUUGUAA